AUGGGAGGCCAACAAAAGAAGAUUAGUCAAAGAGCAAGGAACGAGAUAAUGGGUUUCACAGUUUCUCACAAGCCUGCAGGGCUUGACCUCAUGCAGAACUGUGAUCUUCCUCCACCUUCAAAGGUUUUUAUGGGUCCAGAUAAGACUGUAAUAUUGUCCAUGAAUAAGGUAUGUAACAUUGCAGGUAAAGAAGAAGAAGAAGAAGAAGAGCAAGAUAGCAAACACUGUGGUGCUUACGUGAUUGAAAAUGGUGAUGAUAAAAUGAAGCUUCUCAAGGCGCUGCAAGCAUCUCAAACUCGAGCAAGAGAAGCAGAAAAAAGGGCUUCAGUUCUAAGCAAAGAAAGGGAUGGUCUUUCAAUCGCUUUGUUGGAGGAGGCAAUGCAAGUGUUUGCCUAUCGCCAACAGGUGAGAUUGCUUGAGCUUCAAGUUUCGAACUUGCAAUUGAUGCAGCAACAACCAGAGGUAGCUUUAGGAUUAUCCAAAGGACAUGACCAUGGUGAAGAAACGACAAGUGUCACAUGGGUUCUGGCUUUGGUUCUUUCAUUGGGAAUUGGAGUGACCACUGCCAUUGCUUGCAGAUACUAACUCUGAU
This is a messenger RNA of Gastrolobium bilobum, 592 nucleotides long. RefSeq lists its product as uncharacterized. The transcript has a single exon. The record is from RefSeq and is a predicted model, not a curated record. Lineage: Eukaryota; Viridiplantae; Streptophyta; Magnoliopsida; Fabales; Fabaceae. Bases 1 to 585 code for a protein of 194 amino acids.